AUGCAGACCGACGACCUGGACUCCGAAUGGCCUUCCAAUCGAAGCACUGGCCCAAUCCCUAACCUCGUCGUCACUGCCGGCAACGUUCUCGAGGUCUAUGUAGUUAGGGUUCAACAUGGCGGAAGCAGGGAGUCCAGAAAUUCAGGAGAAUCGAAGCGUGGUGGGCUGGUGGAUGGGCUCUCUGGUGCUUCACUUGAGCUCGUAUGCCUGCCACUACAGAUGGCGUUCAAAGAUGCUAAGAUUUCGGUGCUGGAGUUUCAUGAUGCUAUACAUGGACUGCGUACUAGGUCCCGAAUGGUGCCAUCUGAAAUGAGGUUGAGAGUGUUUCGCGGCAGGGCCGUUGGUUCUGGUUUGAUUGGAGAUGAUGAUGCCCCUGGUUCUGGAAGUGCAAUAUCUGCUCGUGUCAAAUCAUCUGAGAUUUUCAAUCUUCGAGACUUGGAUAUGAAGCAUAUAAAAGGCUUCGUAUUUAUAAGUGGAUCAGUAUCUACGGCUUCUCCUGGCUUGAAGGAAGAGGUUGGUGACAUUGAUGACAUUCACACAGCUAAGAGGUUGAAAAGAGUGCUAUGUGAUGCUUUACAAGAUGUGGUCUCUUCUUCAGAUCAUGGUAAAAACGGUACUUUGUCUGUUCUUCGGCAACUUCGAGUUGUCCAAGUCUAUGAGCGUGGUGCACGAAUUCUGGAUGGUUCUUUUGUGACUCCAGAUUUGAGCGUUAGUGCUGCCAACUCUGAAUCUGGUCCUGGUGCUGAGACUUGUACAGUAUUCAUACGGCUACGUGUACCAUGUCUGUGAGAACUCCACCUGCCUUCCAAAGCUCAAAGAACGUAGUCUCCGUGUGCACCCUGUAUCAUGAUAAAGGGCCAGAGGCAUGGAUAAGAAAGACAAGCACCGAUCCAUGGCUCGGCAUAUAUUGCAUUGUCUGUUAUGAGAG
Molecule: messenger RNA, 928 nt
Organism: Linum tenue
Lineage: Eukaryota; Viridiplantae; Streptophyta; Magnoliopsida; Malpighiales; Linaceae
Source: the annotation of a GenBank genome assembly